AUGGAUUGUGAAAAAUUUGAAUAUCAUCCCAGCUGCCAAGAUAAAAAGCCCCAGUUUUUCAACAACAGAGCUGGGCUUUCAUAUGAACUUCCUCAAUUCGAGCUGGACGAAUUGUCAGUAGGUGACGAUGUAGGUCAAAAAGAAACCAAAGAGCAGUUUGAGGAUUAUGAAAGCCUUCGCGCUGAGUUCCUUCAAACUGGUCCAUCCCAACUAAGUUUCUUACUAUUAAGAAGGAUAAUUCAAAAUCCAAAAAUCCCUUGUGAAUUUCGUGCUCAGCCGCUUUUUCGUCUUCUCGUUGACGCUUGCAAUGCUUUAGCUUUAAAUGAAAUAGAAAUAUCAGUAUGAGCGAUUUUUCUAGACCGCUGCGUGUGGGCUGAUAAUAUAGCGAAACUUGACUAUGUCUUGUAUUAUUCAGCAUUGUCAGCAAAGGGCUAUACAAAUUCAGAUAUAAGCCCUUAUUUGAGUUUCUUACUCUCCUAGUGAGCAAACAAAUUUUGCUUACGGAGAAUGCUAUUUUUAUUAUAUAUAAAUUUUAUUGCAAAUAAAUUUAAAAAUAUCUGAAUUCAUAAAAUGUUUUUUUAAAAUUCAGCUAGAGAUUUCAUUAUAAUAAUUGCCAUUACGUAUUACGAUAUAAGUUUUGCUCGUUAGGAAUAUCUCCAAUGGUUUGCUCACUCUCAGAACAAGGGAGCUAGCUUCAAAGAUCGGGAAUUUUUAUAGUAAUUAUAUGCAGUGAACUCAGAGAAAUAGAAGUCAGUUAGAAGUUACUGAUAAAGAAUUGAACUGUAUUUAUAAAAAGCUUAGAUCUCCUUACAAUGAGGAUCUAGUCGAUUAUAACUAUUAUGUUGACGAUAUUUUACAAAUGUCUCCGCCCUACAUGUCAGAUCUUAAAGAGUCCACAGUCUCGAAAGAUUUUUCAAGGGAUGCAGAAGACACCACUUUGGCGACUUCACUGCCUAACCCAAAAAAUAAAAAAAUAAUAUUUUCUGAUGCCAGCUGGGUCCCGAACUAUGAUUUUGAGUCUCCAACCCCAUUAACUGCGAGUUCCCAGAAAAAUUCAAUUUUAUCUCCGAUGGUCCUUGAAAGAAUUGAUUUUAUUUGUUCAGAAUUUCUGAACUGUGAAGUACCUAAAAUCAAUGUUUGCCAUUCAAGCAGAACUCAAAAUCCUCUUUUGAGCAGUCUAGCUAACUUAUAA
Blepharisma stoltei is the source of this 1192-nucleotide messenger RNA. Lineage: Eukaryota; Ciliophora; Heterotrichea; Heterotrichida; Blepharismidae. The record is from the annotation of a GenBank genome assembly.